CACGCCGUGUCGACAAUGGCAGCGCCGUACAGCAGACUGCUUGAUCUGGUCAAGGUCCAAUGUCGGAUCUUCUCGCUGAACUUCAACCCCGAAAGAGCGCGAUUGGGAAACAAGAUUCUACGACAGCGCCUGCGUGGCCCGGCGCUGGCAGCAUGGUACCCGAGAAAGACGGUCUCGUUUCGUGAUUUGCAAGACACAUACAGCCGCUCAGGUCUAACAAUGUUCGAUGAGGCUGAGGAUGAUCGUGAGGAAGCAAUUCAAAUUGCGAAGUUACGAGGGAAGGGUCGACCCAAAAAGAAAAGAACGGCUGCAGAAUCGCGAUCAGCAAAAAAGAAGAAAUAGAUUCCUUAUGGCAAAUGAGGUUGAACUAUCAGUUCUAUUGCAAGGGAUUGUCCACCAUGCUGUGCAUUAUGGCCUAAAACCAAGCUGUUGGUUUAUCGCUCCCUUUAAGCUUAUCCGGUUUGACGUAUUUUUUAUCACUGUUUGUUCUCCCUUGUUUAUUCAUUACCUUCGGGGUCUGUAUAGUAUAAGAUAUAGAAAAUUCGAACAUG
Aspergillus costaricaensis CBS 115574 is the source of this 551-nucleotide messenger RNA. Its product is annotated as mitochondrial 37S ribosomal protein mS33. Bases 16 to 342 code for a protein of 108 amino acids. NCBI's taxonomy places the organism in Eukaryota, Fungi, Ascomycota, Eurotiomycetes, Eurotiales, Aspergillaceae. The record is from RefSeq and is a predicted model, not a curated record. The transcript is spliced from 4 exons. Gene Ontology annotation, cellular component: mitochondrion.